AUGAGAUGUGUCUUGCAGAGCAGCCCAGACAGGUUUAGAGUCUCGGGUUAAUCAAUACAACCCGUUCACCGUUCCCUGCGCCUUCAGCAUUAUUAACCGUGUCUCUAUUCUCCGGAGCUGCCUACCUAGACAGCAUUUCGUCCAUCGUAUGCGUGUCCCGAGCCAGCCGCCCAGAAAUGCCGUAGGUAAGCGCCGGUCCAGAGAGUGAGACACGGCCAUUUUCAGUUUUCAAACAGCGCCUGUGCUCAGAAGAGCGCACUGAAUAGUAGGCAUGACGGAGGCCGAUCCUGCGGUGAAACUCGGCCCUCCCGACUACAAGAAGCUCGCGCGGCUGUACUGCAUGAACGGAGGAUUUCACCUGCGGCUCGCGGCGGACGGAUCCGUGGCUGGAGCGCGAGAGGAAGACGAAUACAGCAUACUGCGCAUAAAAGCAACAAGUCCAGGAGUGGUGGUCAUUGAAGGAGCAGAGGCAGGACUUUACCUCUCUAUGAAUGAAGACGGCAAGCUGUACGCUUCAUCAUUAGUAACAGAUGAAAGUUAUUUCUUGGAGAGGAUGGAGGAAAACCACUACAACACGUAUCAGUCUCAAAAGCAUGGUGAAAACUGGUACGUCGGAAUAAAAAAGAACGGAAAAAUGAAACGCGGUCCAAGAACACACAUUGGACAAAAGGCGAUUUUCUUUCUCCCUCGACAGGUGGACCAGACAAAGGACUGAGGCCUGAAACCUGAUCGCAUUUCAUCACACAGAAUAACUGCUGGCACUUUACAAUAAGAUCCCAUUUGUUAACAUUAGCUAACUACUGUUCAUUUCAUGGACCUAAACUAACAAUAAAGUUACAUUUUCAUUAUCUAAUGUUAGAAAAUAUAAAUAAAUACUGUAUAUUUACUGUAGAAAAAAUACUGUAACAGAUGCUCAUUGUCAAUGCAUCAGAUAAGUUUAAUUAUUAGGACAUUAUUGUAAAGUGUUAGUGAAUCAGUAUAUAACCCACUGUUAAAUCACAGGAUUACUCGACUAACUACACAUGAAGCGCAUCUAACUCACUGUCAGACGGCUAAAUACACAACAUAUGCAGACUAACAGAAGUUUACUAACCCUUAAAAUGAAAAACUGUCAAAAUCUACUGUUUAAAUAUGCACUGACAAAGAAAGAUAUAGAAUAAAAGUACUAUAAUAGUAAUCUAUUUUUAUUUUUAAAUUGUGAAUCGAGUUCUUCAAAUCUCAAAUGACAUUUCAUGUUGUAUUUUCUUAUGGUUAUAUAAUCAUGUGUGUCUGAUUUGAGUUUUAUUUUUCUGUUCAUGAGCAGCUCAGAAAUAUCAACGUUAUUGUGCUGUCAUUGUACCUUUCUGGAUCAUGUUACACAAUCUCCUCACUGACAUGUACUAUAUAUAUAUAUAUGCGUGUGUGUGUUGAGUCAUUGAAAGUAUAUUCAUGUAAAAUUAUAAUAACUGCAAAUGAAUAAAUGGUAAAUGUUACUAUAAAUACUGCAAUACGCAAGUCACCAAACCAACAAAUCAUAGUUAAUCUUUACUAACACAUACAUAAUAGAUUUAUAUAUUAUUGUUAAAGUUAAAAUCCUUCAGUUAAGGAUCUAAAAGUUUGGGGUCAAUAAUAUAUAUAUAUAUAUAUUUUUUUUUUUUUUUGAAAGGUGGGGUUAAUGUGUUUGCUGGGCAAGGUUGCAUUAAAUUAAUUAAAAUGAUCAAAACGUCAUAUUAAUCAAAAAUUAGAAUAUGCUCAAGGAUCUGAUAAUGAUGCUCAAAAUUCAGCUUUGUCAUCACAGGAAACAAAUACAUUUGAAAAUUUAUUUAAAUAGAAAAACUUUGUAAUAGUAUUAGGGCUGUUGAUUUAGCUCACUAAAUUGGUGCUGUUAAAUUAUAAAAAAUAAUGCAUUAAAAUUAUUAAUGCAUUAAAACCCAUACCUGCACGUGAUCUUGCAUUGAUGCAGGAUGACUGACUGAAUGUGUGAUUGGGUUUAAUUUUAGAUUCAAUAUUAUUUGGUUUUGCUUGGAAAAAAAAUCCUAAAUUCAAGCAAAACUGUGCCUUUACGGUUUCUGAAUGAAUCAAUGAUUCAGUGACCCAUUCAUAAAGACUGAAUUUGCUACUGAAUGAAUCGUUUAAACAAAUUGGCUGAAUGACUCAAGACUCGCCACUUGAUUUAAUACUUUUUUUUUUUUUCAUAUUUCAAUAUUCAUUCAACAAAAAUUAAACCACAUUUACUAUCAUUAUUUAUGCAAUGCUUUUCUCAUCCAAGACAAUGAUUUAACACAAUUUGUGGGGUAAUAUCGAUGUGUGAUUAGCAGUUAGGUUAAUUAAUUUGAUAAUUUUGA
This is a messenger RNA of Onychostoma macrolepis, 2324 nucleotides long. It is a transcript of the gene fgf1a, whose product is annotated as fibroblast growth factor 1a. The record is from RefSeq and is a predicted model, not a curated record. Bases 272 to 715 code for a protein of 147 amino acids. Gene Ontology annotation, molecular function: growth factor activity; fibroblast growth factor receptor binding. The transcript is spliced from 3 exons. Gene Ontology annotation, cellular component: cytoplasm. NCBI's taxonomy places the organism in Eukaryota, Metazoa, Chordata, Actinopteri, Cypriniformes, Cyprinidae. Gene Ontology annotation, biological process: positive regulation of gene expression; regulation of cell migration; positive regulation of cell population proliferation.